GGAAGUAAAGGUUUACUGGAAUUUUUCAUUAAAAUACCAAAAGCAUUGGGUCAGUUUUGGGUUAGAACUGGUAUAUUUGAAUUUGUAUUGAUAACUAGACAAAAUUUAACUUAUAAAAAGCCUAAAAUAUCUAACAUUUUUAAGUCACCACUUAAUCCAUUGUCAACUUCUCGCCAACUUUCAGACUUUUCUUGUCUAAUAAAACUUGAACCUCUCUAUUAUCAUAUUGUCCUAAUAUUAUUAUGCCAAAAAGGUCAUAAAACUGAGUAUCUGUAG
This is a messenger RNA of Funneliformis geosporum, 276 nucleotides long. The record is from the annotation of a GenBank genome assembly. NCBI's taxonomy places the organism in Eukaryota, Fungi, Glomeromycota, Glomeromycetes, Glomerales, Glomeraceae.